Owenia fusiformis is the source of this 1272-nucleotide messenger RNA. Lineage: Eukaryota; Metazoa; Annelida; Polychaeta; Sabellida; Oweniidae. The record is from the annotation of a GenBank genome assembly.
AGAGUGCAAUGCUUUCAAAAUGUCGCUCUCACUACUGCGAAUUUGUUCGAUUUUCGCUAUAUUAAUUGGAAUAUCUCAAGUAUCUCAGACUGACGAGGAGUUUGAAGGACGUUCAUCAUUCCCUGUUGAACAUGCAUUCGGAUCAGAUGCCGAGUUCACCGAAAGAGGCACGAUUACAAUUCAGUCAAUGAAGGCCAAUGUUGCCACAUUCAACCAGCUUGCUCCACUAACUAAAGAUGAAAAAGCAAAAUUAAAGGCUUUGGUAAAAAGUGAUGGCAACUACAGAAUCAGAAUACCUGUGAAGACUUCAAAUAGCAAUGUGCAAUAUGUGUCAUCUUUCAUGAAAGCUUGUUCAAUGUACGAAUCUAAAUUAUCUGACCAGAUAAUCAUCAGUGUCGGGUCAUCUGGAGGAAUUGUGGGUAUUUCUAUGGUGACAUACCUAUCUCAUUGUGCGGGGAUAACUGUGCCAGAGUCAAGUCUUAAAAACUUUAAUACAACUGUAGAUAUAAGAACAUCUUUAGCUGGUCCUAUGCCUGACACACAGAGUUAUAUCCAGAAAAUGGAACAAGAAAAAGCAGCCAAAGAAAAAGAAGGACCUGCUGACAAUAGAUCAUUUAUAGCUAAAUAUUGGAUGUACAUUGUACCAGUAUUCAUCUUCAUGAUGGUAGCAUCCAACGCAGAGCAACCCUCAGGUGGCGGGAAAUAAUUAGACAACACGACACAAUACCUGAAUAGGAUAUCUGCAGAAGUAGAAAGUAAUUAAAGUCAAGGUCUAUUUUUCAACACAAAUGAGAAACUCUGAAAACAAAUCAAUUAGUUGCAUGAAUUAGGCUCUGUCAUUUUGUUAACCUUGACUGAAAUGCUAUGAGUUAUUAAGAAAAAUGUAAGAGUACAACUAAAACGUUUUGAAAACAUUUGCCUUUCUUGGUGCAUAAUGAAGAAUUCAUGGUAAAUAAGCCAAGAUCGUAACACAUAUUCGUAGAGCCUACGCUUCUAAGAAAAUAAUGUUAUGGUUAUUAGGCUAAUAUGAGAAUGAAUGGAUUAUGGACUCACCUGACGCUAGAUUGUCUCACAUUGUUAUCAAAUUAAUUAAAUUGAUGUUUUAUAUGUCAAAGCCCUCAAGUGUAAAAGCACAGGAAACUCACCUACUAUAAUGGCUAAAUGACUGCGUCCUCUUUGAUUAAAAAGGAGUAAUAAGAUUUCUUGAGACUGUUGAUUCACCUUUGAGGCAUUUUAAUGUCACCACCAGAAGUGGUGACAUUUUGUUAUGUC